Mesorhabditis belari is the source of this 414-nucleotide messenger RNA. Lineage: Eukaryota; Metazoa; Nematoda; Chromadorea; Rhabditida; Rhabditidae. The record is from the annotation of a GenBank genome assembly.
AUGUUAUCAAAUACUCAGUGGAUAUAUCUAGAGAUUUUUCUGCUUUGUCUAUUGAAUCAAGUCUCAGCAAUUGUCGAUUGUACACAUGGAUUUGUCGGCAGAAUGCAAGCCUCGCUAUCCGACGAUUACAUUCAUAUAAAUGACACGCGGAUGUGUGCGGCCGAUUGGUGUAUUCAAGUGGUCAUUCAUGGAGCAUAUGAUGAUGAUAACACCUUUCAACAGGGCGUCUCGUCGAGGUGCGGCUACACGGGCGGUGAUCGAUCGAUUUGCCAACGCUCGCAAAGCUGUACACAAAUCAGUUUCUACGACGGAAUGAAGGGAAAUUUCUCAUUUUGUUGUUGCCGUGAAACGGAAUGCAAUCGUCCGACGGCUCAUCUCAUCGACGAGAUUUACGGGAGAUCAGUUCAUCUUAAA